CGGGGGUCCCGGCGCCAGGUAUAAGAGGCGCGGGUGGCCGCGGCGCGCCAGUUCCCAGCCCGCGCCCCGUCGCCAUCGCCGCCCCCGCCGCCGCCGCCGCCGCCACCCGUGCCCGCCGCCCCCCGCACGGUGUGAUGCCUCGGGCGCCGCUGCUGCUGCUGCUGCUGCCGCUGCUGCCGACGCCGGUGCCGGCCGCCGCCGCCCUGCUGCCCCGACCCGCCGCGCCCCGACCCGCAACGCCCCUGGUGCCGCCCCCCGAGGGCCGCCGCCUGCGCCGCGCCCUACGAGCGCUGCUGCGCCUGGACGACGCCACGCUGCAGAGCCUGGCGGAGGGCGCGCCGCCCCCGCCGCCGCCGCCGCUACAGUCUGACCCUCAGGAUCGGCUGGACCGGCUGAGCGGCCUGCUGGCGGCCCCGGCCUGGCCCGCGGGGCGCCCCGGCCCACUCCAGACCCCGCCCGGCCCCGUCGCGCCCGCCGCCGCCGCCCCCGUACCCUCGCGGCGGCGGCGGGCACCCAACCCCCGCCGCUACCACGCCCGCCGCUACCUCUACUUCCUCAGCGCCGGGGAGUGCCCCCAGGCCCCGGACGGCAGGCCCCGGAUGUACUGCCCGACGCGAGGGGACGAAGCGCAAUGGGUAUGCGUGGACGAGGAGGAGCUAUGCGAUGGGGUUGACCACUGCCCGGGCGGGGAAGACGAGGAGCCGACGCACUGUCUCUUUCAUACUGCGAUGCGCGGACACAUGGAGAUCCUCACCAAAUACGUCAUGCUGUCCAAACUAACCUGAGGACACAUGUUGGACACCUGUUGAUCGCCCUACCUGCUGUGUGUGUGUGUGUGUGUGUGUGUGUGUGUGUGUGUGUGUGUGUGUGUGUGUGUGUGUGU
Molecule: messenger RNA, 883 nt
Organism: Eriocheir sinensis (Chinese mitten crab)
Lineage: Eukaryota; Metazoa; Arthropoda; Malacostraca; Decapoda; Varunidae
Product: actin-binding protein WASF1-like
Exons: 3
Coding region: 135-785 (216 amino acids)
Biological process (GO): positive regulation of MAPK cascade
Cellular component (GO): terminal bouton
Molecular function (GO): transmembrane receptor protein tyrosine kinase activator activity; protein binding
Source: RefSeq, a predicted model, not a curated record